Messenger RNA from Nyctereutes procyonoides (raccoon dog), 5942 nucleotides. RefSeq names its product GRIP and coiled-coil domain containing 2 (gene GCC2). The record is from RefSeq and is a predicted model, not a curated record. The transcript has 23 exons. Bases 94 to 5139 code for a protein of 1681 amino acids. NCBI's taxonomy places the organism in Eukaryota, Metazoa, Chordata, Mammalia, Carnivora, Canidae. Gene Ontology annotation, biological process: late endosome to Golgi transport. Gene Ontology annotation, cellular component: Golgi apparatus.
AGUGCGGAGGCGGCGGCGGCGGCGGCGGCGGCGGCGGCCGGGCUGCGCGGCUGCGGGGCUGCGGGGUCGCGUGGCCGCUGCGGGUCCGCUGCCAUGGAGGAUCCUGUUCAAGAUGGGGUGGCGUCACCAGCCGCCCCUGGGACCGGGAAAUCCAAGCUGGAAACAUUGCCUAAGGAAGAUCUUAUCAAGUUUGCCAAGAAGCAGAUGAUGCUAAUACAGAAAGCUAAAUCCCGAUGUGCAGAAUUGGAGAAAGAAAUUGAAGAACUGAAAUCAAAACCUGUUGCUGGAGGAGCUGAUGAUAUUAUUAAGGCAUUGACUGAACGUCUAGAUGCUAUUCUUCUGGAAAAAGCAGAGACUGAGCAACAGUGUCUUUGUCUGAAGAAGGAAAAUAUUCAAAUGAAGCAAGAGAUUGAGGAUUCUGUAACUAAGAUGGAAGAUGUGUACAAGGAGUUUGAACAAUCACAAAGAAACUAUGUGAAAGAAAUUGAAGAUCUGAAAAAUGAAUUAAUGAUAACACAUUCUAAACACAGUGAAGAUAAAGCUAGCUUGCAAAAGGAACUGGAAGAAGCAACAAAAAAACAGUUAGAACUUUUUGAACAACUUAAAUUUCAGGGUGAUUGUGAGGAUAAAGUUAAAAAACUACAAGAGGAGAUUCAGAAUAUCAGGCCAGCCUUUGAGGAGCAAAUUUUAUAUCUGCAAAACCAAUUAAGAGCUGCUACAAAUGAAAAGGAGCAAGAAAUUUCUCGUCUCCAAGAAGUCAUUGAGGCUAAUUCCCAGCAUUACCAAAAAGAUAUUAAUGGUUUGAAAGAAGAAAUUUUGCAAUUGAGAACUACACACCAAGAGCAGAUUAAAGAAUUGAUGUGCCAGAUUGAAGCAUCUGCUAAAGAAGAUGAAGCAGGAGUAAAUAAUUUAAACCAGCUAAGGGAUAAUUUAGUCACACAAUGCAAGGCAAGUGAGAUGUACGUUCAGGAGAAAUGUGAAUGUGAAUUAGAAAACUUAGAGAAUGCCCCAAAUGCGAACCACAAAAAUCAGGCAUUUCCUUUGGUCUUACAAGAAGAUGCAGAACAAGUAGUAAAUGAAAAAGUCAAACAUUUAGAAAAUACUUUAAAAGAAUUGGAGUCUCAACAUAGUAUUUUAAAAGAUGAGGUAACUUACAUGAAUAAUCUUAAAUUAAAACUUGAAAUUGAUGCACAACAUGUAAAGGAUGAGUUUUUACAUGAACGAGAAGACUUGGAGUUUAAAAUUAAUGAAUUGUUGCUAGCUAAAGAAGAACAGUGCUGUGUAAUUGAAAAAUUAAAAUCUGAACUAGACGAUUCACAUAAACAAUUUUGCUAUACUGUAGAACAACAUAAUAAAGAAGUGCAGAGUCUUAAAGAACACCACCAAAAAGAAAUAUCAGAACUAAAUGAGACAUUUUUAUCAGUCUCCGAAAAAGAAAAAUUAACAUUAAUGUUUGAAAUACAGGGUCUUAAGGAGCAGUGUGAAAACCUACAGCAAGAAAAGCAAGAAGCAAUUUUAAAUUAUGAGAGUUUGCGAGAAAUUAUGGAAAUCUUACAAACAGAACUGGGGGAAUCUGCUGGGAAAAUAAGUCAAGAGUUUGAAUCAAUGAAGCAGCAGCAAGCAUCUGAUGUUAAUGAACUUCAACAGAAGCUCAGAACUGCUUUUAAUGAAAAAGAUGCUCUUCUUGAAACUGUGAAUCGUCUCCAGAGAGAAAAUGAAAGGUUAUCCCAAGAAGAAUUAGUACAAGAACUUGAAAAUACCAUAAAAAGUCUUCAAGAAAAGAAUGAAGUAUGUUUAAUUAGUCUGCAUCAGAGAGAUAAAAUGAUACAAGAUUUUGAAGCAAAGAUAAGUUCUCUUACUGAGGAAAAAAAUAAUUUCAUAAGUAAAAUAAAAUUAUCUGAUGAAGAGAUGGAUAAUCUCAAUAAGAAAUGUGAAAAGGAAGAACAAUUGAUCAUAGAACUUAGGGGAAAAGUGAAGCAAAGUAGCCAGUACAACACUGAACUAGAACAAAAGGUAAAUGAAUUAACAGGAGAACUAGAAGAAACUUUAAAAGAAAAGGAUCAAAAUAACCAAAAACUAGAAAAGCUUAUGAUUCAAUUAAAAGCUAUGUCUGAAGACCAGGAAGCACUGUCAUCUGAAGCCAAGUCUCUUUAUGAGGAAAAUAACAGAUUAAGUUCAGAAAAGAGCCAAUUGAAUAGGAAUUUAGAAGCUCUUCUGUCCCAAAAAGAAGGAGAUUUUAUGCUUAGGGAACACAUUUCUGAAUUAGAAAAGAAACUUCAGUUAACAGUUAAGGAACGAGAUAAUUUAAGUACACUGUUUGAAAAUGAGCAGGAUCAGAAGUUAUUUGUCAAAACUCAGUUAAAUGGUUUUCUUAAGCAGAUGGGAUCCAAAGCUUCAGAAGAUGGAGAGCAAGAUGUCAUGAAUGUCCUACAAGCUAUAGGUGAAUCCUUAACUAAAAUAAAUGAAGAAAAACACAACUUGAUUUUUCAGUAUGAUAAGAGGGUAGCAGAGUUAGAAAAAAAGAUGAAGUGCCUUCAAGAAGAGAAUGUAGUUCAGUGUGAAGAACUUCGGUCUUUACUCAGAGACAAUGAACAAGAGAAAGUUUUUUUAAGUAAAGAGUUAGAAGAAAUCCUGUCACAUAAAGAGGUCUUGCAGUCUGAUCUGCUAGAAAUGAAGAAUGUUAAUGAAAAACUAAGACUCGAAAAUCAGAAUCUUUUAAGUCAAGUUGAAGAAGCCUCUCAAAAAUUAUGUAGCAAAAAUGAAACCCAUGAAGAAGAACAAAUUUUUGCAAAGGAACUUGAAAAUCUGAGGUUAUCACUAGAACAAAAAGAAGCUGAAUUGCAGAAUGUGAGAGCAGAAUUGUUAUUAUUAAAGGAUUCCUUAGAGAAAUCACCCAUAGAAAAUGAUCAACCUUCUUUACUAAAAGAGCUGGAAGAAAAAAUAGGAUAUCUGGAAAAAGAAUCCAAAGAGAAAGAGGAAAAAAUAAAUAAGAUAAAACUAGUUGCUGUGAAGGCAAAGAAAGAACUAGAUUCUAGCAAAAAAGAGGCCCAGACUCUACGGGAAGAGCUAGACUCUGUUCGAUCAGAAAAGGAUCAGUUGUCUACUUCCAUGAGAGAUCUCAUUCAAGGAGCAGAAAGCUAUAAGAAUCUUUUAUUAGAAUAUGACAAGCAGUCAGAGCAGUUGGAUUUGGAAAAAGAACGUGCUAAUAAUUUUGAGCAUCACAUAGAAGACCUUACAAGACAAUUAAGGAAUUUGACUUUUCAGUGUGAAAAAUUAAAUUCUGAUAAUGAAGAUCUCUUAGCUCGUAUUGAGACACUACAGUCUAACGUGAAGUUAUUAGAAGUACAGAUUUUAGAAGUCCAAAAAGCUAAAGCAGUGGCAGACAAAGAGUUGGAAGCUGAAAAACUUCAGAAAGAGCAGAAGAUAAAGGAGCAUGCCAGUUCUAUAAAUGAACUUGAAGAACUUCAGCUACAACUUCAGAAGGAAAAGAAACAGCUUCAGAAAACCAUGCAAGAAUUAGAGCUGGUUAGAAAGGAUGCCCAGCAAACCACAUUGAUGAAUAUGGAAAUAGCUGAUUAUGAACGUUUGAUGAAAGAACUAAAUCAAAAUUUAGCUAAUAAAAAUAGCAAGAUAGAAGAUUUGGAGCAAGAAAUUAAAAUUCAGAAGCAGAAACAAGAAACUCUGCAAGAAGAAAUGACUUCACUACAAUCUUCAGUGCAACAGUAUGAGGAAAAAAACACCAAAAUCAAGCAGUUGCUUGUGAAAACCAAAAAAGAACUGGCAGAUUCAAAGCAAGCAGAAACUGAUCACUUAAUACUUCAAGCAUCUUUGAAGGGUGAACUGGAGGCAAGCCAGCAGCAAGUAGAAGUCUAUAAAAUUCAGCUAGCUGAAAUAACCUCUGAGAAGCACAAAGUUCACGAACACCUGAAGACCUCGGCAGACCAGCACCAGCGCACACUGAGCGCUUACCAGCAAAAAGUGACAGCACUUCAAGAAGAGUGCCAUGCUGCCAAGGCAGAACAAGCUGCUAUAACCUCUGAAUUUGAGAGCUACAAAGUCCGAGUUCACAAUGUUCUGAAACAACAGAAAAAUAAAUCUGUGUCUCAGACUGAAACCGAGGGAGCUAAACAAGAAAGAGAACACCUGGAAAUGCUGAUUGAUCAACUGAAAAUCAAAUUACAGGACACCCAAAAUAACUUACAGAUCAGUGUAUCUGAACUUCAGACAUUACAGUCUGAACAUGAUACUCUGCUAGAAAGACAUAACAAGAUGCUGCAGGAAACUGUGUCCAAAGAGGCAGAACUCCGGGAAAAGUUGUGUUCAAUACAAUCAGAGAAUAUGACGCUGAAGUCUGAACAUGCACAGACUGUGAGUCAACUGACGUCCCAGAACGAGGUCCUUCACAGCCGCUUCCGCGAUCAAGUACGCCAUUUGCAGGAAGAGCACAGAAAGACAAUGGAAACCUUACAGCAGCAGCUCUCCAAGGUGGAAGCUCAGCUUUUCCAGCUUAAGAGUGAACCAGCCACAAGAAGCCCAGCUGCUUCUCACCAGCCUUUAAAGAACCUUCGAGAAAGGAGAAGCACAGAUCUGCCUCUUCUGGACAUGUAUGCUGUAACCCGGGAGGAGGGAGAAGGAAUGGAGACAACUGACACGGAAUCUGUAUCUUCCUCUGGCACUCACACACAGUCUUUAGAGCAGCUGCUUAAUUCUCCUGAAACUAAACUGGAGCCUCCUCUAUGGCAUGCUGAACUUACCAAAGAAGAAUUGGUUCAAAAGCUCAGUUCCACCACAAAAAGUGCUGAUCACUUAAACGGUCUGCUUCGGGAAACAGAAGCAACUAAUGCAAUCCUUAUGGAGCAAAUUAAGCUCCUCAAAAAUGAAAUAAGGAGACUGGAAAGAAAUCAGGAACGAGAAAAAUCUGUAGCCAACCUGGAAUACUUGAAGAAUGUCUUGCUACAGUUCAUUUUCUUGAAGCCAGGUAGUGAGAAAGAGAGACUCCUUCCUGUUAUAGAUACAAUGUUGCAGCUCAGUCCUGAGGAAAAGGGAAAACUGGCUGCAAUUGCUCAAGGUGAGGAAGAAAAUGCUUCUCGUUCCUCCGGAUGGGCAUCCUAUCUACAUAGUUGGUCUGGACUUCGAUAAGACUGAUGGGAAAACAUUAUUUAUUAACCAAAUAGAAUCCAUUUGGCAAAAAAGUUUCAUGUAUAUUGCUGUCAUUCUUUUGUCCAAAAGUGUGUGUGUAUGUAUUCACAUCUACGUGUAUUUGUACAUAUGUAAGUCAGAUGUAUUUAAAAAGUCUCCACUUGAAGUAAAAGUAUGAAGUACUUUUUCAGCAGCCUGAAGUGUUGAUACCAGUCCACAGCGCUUUAACUCUGUGACCUCCCAAGCGUGCUGCCAGAUGAAAACACCAAGAACAAAGUCACUCUUUCCCUCUGUGGAGCCUCAGGACCCGCCUGUAUCUAGGCAGUACUGUGAAUUUUGAAGUAAAUUUUGGUACAGUACCAACUGGAAUUUAGAUUUUGAAAAUAAUGUUACAGGACUAUUUAUUGCAAGAGCAAACGUGCAGAUAGAUUAUUAUUAUAAAUUGUUAAAGAAAAUUUGUUAAUUAGAAUAUGAAGGAAAAUGCUUUAUUCAUAAAAUUGACAUGUUUAUUAAGGGAUUAUAAAGCAAAUAUGUGCAGUUAAUUAUGAAACUAACAUUUUAUUUAGUAAAAUGAACUAUUUUUUCUUCUCUAAAAUAUAUAUAACUCAAAACUCACUAUGUUAUCAGAAGCCCUAGUGUUGGCUGCUAUGACAUGGAACAUGAACAUAGGGGACCAGCUCAUUACCUUGGGGUGAUUUCAUGGUGUCUCUCCAGGCUCUUGAGAGGGUUCACCUACUUUUAAGCCAUGAAUCUGUUUUGAGAAUUCUUUUCCAUCUCCUCCAAUAAAAACUUAUCAGAACAUU